ACCUGCUUCUAUGUUUGGUACAUUGAUGUGAUAAAAGUGAAUUUGUUUAAUCCCUCUCCUCAUUUUCUAGACCAUGAACACGGACACGACCACCACGGUGACCACAACAUCUCGGCCCACGGCCACGAACGCUCCGCUGGAGAAAGUGCCAAAAACAUCGCGAUAGCGUGGGUCGGAGGGUUCCUCUCCAUCACGGUCAUCAGCCUGCUGUCUCUGCUCGGCGUGGUCCUCAUCCCGCUCAUGAACACCGUCUUCUUCAAGUUCCUCCUCAGCUUCUUGGUGGCGCUGGCGGUCGGCUCGCUGAGCGGCGACGCCUUCCUUCACCUCAUCCCCCACUCUCAGGGAGGCCACCACCACCAGCACCUGGACUCUGGGAUGGAUUCGGGGGGACAUCACCUCCACGAGGAGCAGGAGGAAAACCUUGACGCGGUGUGGAAAGGUCUGACGGCGCUGAGCGGAGUCUACAUCAUGUUUCUGAUCGAACACUUCCUGACGCUGGGCAAGAUGUACAAGGACAAGAAACAGAAGAUCCAGAAGAAGUGGGAUCAGAACGACAAAGCGGAUCCGGAGAAGCAGCCUGCUCUGGAGGAGAACGACCUGAAGCCAGCCGAAGACGUGGAGACGAAUGGUGCCGGCAUGUUUGGCGACCACUCCGGCAGCGUGUUGGAGGAGGAGCAGGUGAUGCUUGCGCCGCAGGUGUUGGUCGUCUCGCCGCAGGGUUAUGGCGGAGCAGCGGUGGACGCCGCCUACACCGCCGAGGACUGCGAGAACAAAUGCCACUCCCACUUCCACGACACGGUGGGGCAGGCCGACAGCAUGAACCACCACCACCACGAAUACCACCACAUUCUGCACCACCACCACUCCCAGAACCACCACCCACACAGCCACUCCCACUCCUACUCGGAGGAGCACUUUCAGCAGGCCGGCGUGGCCACGCUCGCCUGGAUGGUCAUCAUGGGAGACGGACUGCACAACUUCAGCGACGGCCUGGCUAUCGGUGAGUGUUGCCUCAAAGAGCUGUUGGAUAGGCGACAUAACGGUGCGGUCAUUCUGGAAGUCCUGUUCUCAAGUCGAACAUGAAAGAUUGUUUUUGAUAUUAAAUGUUACGUCUACCAAAUACCAGUUCCAACAGAGAGGAUUUUGUCCGUCGCCUUCGUGGUUUUUGUCCGUCGCCUUCGUGG
Messenger RNA from Anarrhichthys ocellatus (wolf-eel), 1184 nucleotides. Its product is annotated as zinc transporter ZIP6-like. Gene Ontology annotation, biological process: zinc ion import across plasma membrane; intracellular monoatomic cation homeostasis. Gene Ontology annotation, cellular component: plasma membrane. The annotation marks the transcript as partial. The transcript has 5 exons. Gene Ontology annotation, molecular function: monoatomic cation:bicarbonate symporter activity; zinc ion transmembrane transporter activity. Lineage: Eukaryota; Metazoa; Chordata; Actinopteri; Perciformes; Anarhichadidae. The record is from RefSeq and is a predicted model, not a curated record.